Molecule: messenger RNA, 891 nt
Organism: Macrosiphum euphorbiae (potato aphid)
Lineage: Eukaryota; Metazoa; Arthropoda; Insecta; Hemiptera; Aphididae
Source: the annotation of a GenBank genome assembly
AUGGAGGACUCGUGUCCCUUGAACAACGUUGCGCAACAGGCUGAGGCGCAGCGUUUCCGGAAACAGUCAAAGAAAAUCGGGAGGAAACUAUCCCGCCGGCUGUCGCUCAUCACCAAAGUUCCCAACAUAUUUAACGUUAAGUUCGCUGGCUCCGAAAGUCCGUCUACGCCUCACAAAAUCGUCCAUGGCGUCUCCGCGGCCGCCGCCGACGGUACCAUCCUGCAAGCGCACGAAAUCACCGUUAUCGCUCCCGAUAAGACUCAACGAUUGAUGACGGGAUCUAGUGAUCAGACGAUUAAGCAAUUGCUGGCCGGUUUGGUAUUCGAAUUCAGCCUGGAACUGCCUGGUUAUUAUCUAGGCGGGUCACUAGCUGAAAUUGACGAAAACUCCACUAUUGAUUUUCUAGUAGGAGACAUUGUAAUUGUGCAAGAAGACCAAUUCCAUUCAGACCAAAAGCACGAAAACGAUGGAAGAUAUUGUCUUACUGAAAAAUUCAUUUACGACGAGAUGGCAUAUAUUACAUGCCUGAAAUCCGCCAAAGAACUAUAUGGAGAGCCGUUGCGUAGAAUGGACAUUUUGUCCAUAGAAGAAUAUGAUUUAAUAUUUGACAAAUUGUUGAAAGUAGCUGAUAAAUGUAGCCAAGUUGUGAAAGAAAUACAAUCUGAUAUGGAAAAUUGGGAUCCAGUAUUUGCACAAAUAGGUAGUUUGUUUAGUACCAAUUUCUGGGAUCAUUACAAUGAUUAUCAAGACGUACACCGACACGCUAAAGAGUUACUGCGCGAAAAGUCUGCGUUGGACGAGGACUUCGUGGCGUUUUGCGUGCAGAGGAAAGGAGCGGCCAAAAACUCUUUGAGGCACAUAAUCGAUCUUCCGGUAAGUGCCCCUUCAUAA